AUGUCGUCUAAUCCCGGCGCGGCGGUACCGACUCAACGACCGGUUACCUCCAAGUCUCGGGGCAUCUGCAAGUACUACGCCACACAACGUGGUUGCUUUGCUGGAUCUGCGUGCAAAUUCUUGCAUGGGCCAUCAGAGACGUAUACACCUUACGACAAGGCAAAGUCAUGCAGAUUCUUCGCUGCGGGGUUCUGUAAGCGGGGCAGUGAAUGCUGGUUUGCUCACAUCAAGGGAAAGGACAAGGGGGCCAUUGAAGAUGAAGACGAUCUUUGUUCUAUCUGUUUCGAUAAGCCUGUCACGUGCCGUCAGUCCGCCCGGCAUAUCAUUCCGUCGUCCAAGUUUUACGCUCAAGGCCAAGAAGAGAAGGACGUCGCCAUGGCACGAUAUUUGGCAAGUAUGAACAGAAUACCAUGCAGGUAUUUCCAGCGAUCGCUCGCAACCAAAUCCGGACGGCCUUCCUGUCCCUUCGGAAAGGAUUGCUUUUAUCAGCACCGUAAUUUAGACGGCACGCCGCACAAAUUCUCGGAAGGCCACAACCCGCAUAAUCGAGCUGACCACAUGCUCGCAUCACUCUCUGGAGAAAUAGCGGACUGGACAGCCCAAUUCACUGAUGAGACAAUACCUGCUCUUGAGGCCAUCCCGCAUCCAUCUACAAACCACGCCGAUGCGGAGGGUUCCGUGAAUAACGCAGACGACACGCCCUCCCGAGCCUCUGUGUCUGACAACGUGGAUGAGGCUGAUGAAGAGGCAGAAGAGUCCAGUUCCGAUGUCGAGUUGCUGCUUUCCACCCCCAGUCCCUUGAAUUCUCGCCUGUCCCCGUCUCUAUAUCAUCUUUCACCCGUCGAGCCCCCACCAUCCUCACUUCCCGAAUCUGGCGAGACCGUUAAUAGUGAGAUAGAGUUACAACCGACCGCCCGCGAUCCUCCUUUUGUGACUGACGGUCGAGGAAGGGUCGUUUGGAGCCGUGCAUCACAGCAGAGCGGUCUACUGACUGAACCAGCACCAGGACAACCUGAACCUGGAAGUGCCAGCGAUCACACAGAUCGCAGUAACGUCAACGAUUCGACUGAUUCGUCUCAGGAACAUCCAGACACCAUGAAGAGCGAAGAGAUCAAGUCGAGGACUGAUGACGACAGUGAAAAAUCUGCACUCAUUCACUCUCACUUGUCACCCAACCUCUCCAUGUCGGGUUCUCCGCGGCUUGUCGACUCUUUUACGGCUUCAAAGGAAAUUCUGCAGGAGUUCGCAGAUCUUGCGGAGGAGGAGAAUGUCGACCCUUUCGCGGAAACGGCUUCCAAGCGUCAAAUUGCUGCCCGUCAGUCUGACUACCACAACCGACGCUUCGACCGAGUCGGUGUUGCGAGCGGUGACGCGUUCGCUGAGAAUGGGGAGCAGACUGAGGGGGGCUACAAGGACGCUAUGCGACUCUCUCGGCUAGAGCAGGAAGAGUUGCGUGUGAAGAGGGCCAUCCAGGACAAGGAGCGGCAAGAGAGAGAGGAGGGCAAGCUGAAAAUGGACCUUGACAAGACGCCGCCUGCCUCGGAGCUCGACGAUGUUGCCAUGGAGCUCGCUGCUGCCAAGGAGCUUGCGACGGCCCAGCUGGAGUCGGGCAAACGCAAGCGGAGAUGGGAUGCAGGACCUGCCGACGAAACGACCAACCCGGCCAAUACUGGUGAAUGGUCGAAUGAGUCCAUCGAAGAGUCUGCUCCCAAGAAGCGUCGCUCGCGAUGGGAUGAUACUGCCGGCCAAACUGCUCCUGGAGAAACAUCGAAACGUUCUCGAUGGGACCAAACGCCCAUGGCAGCAAGCGGCGGUGUUGAGACACCCAUGGUUCCCAUCAUUAUGAAUGCGCCCGGAAUCAUGCAGGACGACAAACACAACCGAUACAUGACGGACGAAGAGCUCGAUUCGUUACUUCCCGCAACGGGAUAUCUGCUCGUCACCCCUCCCGCAGGCUACGCCCCCACCAUCGCACCUCGUCGCCUGAUGGCUACUCCAAUCGGCGACCAGUCUGGAUUCCACAUGCAGGAAGGCUCUGAUGCUGCCGCGGCUGCGGCUGCAGCGGGUUUAGCUCCUGAGCUCCCAACGGAAAUUCCCGGCGUGGGAAAUCUCGCGUUCUUCAAAGCCGAGGACGCUCAAUACUUUGCCAAAAUUCUAAAGGAAGAGGACGAGACCGAGCUUUCUGUUGAGGAGAUGAAGGAGCGUAAGAUCAUGCGCUUGCUUCUCAAAAUCAAGAACGGAACGCCUCCCGUCCGAAAGACAGCGCUGCGACAAAUCACCGACAAGGCUCGGGAGUUCGGUGCUGGCCCCCUCUUCGACAAGAUUCUCCCGCUCCUCAUGGAACGCACGCUGGAAGAUCAGGAACGACACUUGCUUGUCAAAGUCAUCGACCGGGUGCUGUACAAACUAGACGACCUGGUCCGACCCUAUGUCCACAAGAUUCUCGUCGUCAUUGAGCCGCUGUUGAUCGACGAGGACUACUAUGCUCGUGUUGAAGGGCGCGAAAUCAUCUCCAAUCUGUCCAAAGCCGCUGGUCUGGCGCAUAUGAUUUCGACCAUGCGUCCGGACAUUGACCAUGCCGACGAGUACGUGCGAAACACUACUGCGCGAGCCUUCUCGGUCGUGGCCUCUGCUCUGGGUAUCCCGCAGCUGCUGCCUUUCCUCAAGGCUGUCUGUGGCUCCAAAAAGUCGUGGCAAGCUCGGCAUACCGGUAUCCGUAUCGUGCAGCAGAUUGCCAUCAUGAUGGGAUGUGCUGUGCUGCCGCAUUUGCGCAAUCUUGUCGACUGUAUCGCCCGGGGCCUGUCUGACGAACAGCAGAAGGUCCGGACGAUGACAGCUCUGGGCCUGGCUGCGUUGGCAGAGGCUGCUGCACCUUAUGGCAUUGAAUCGUUUGACAAUGUUCUCAAGCCGUUGUGGACGGGCAUUCGUCUGCACCGAGGCAAAGGUCUCGCUGCCUUCCUCAAGGCCAUCGGAUAUAUCAUCCCGCUGAUGGACCCCGAGUACGCAUCGUACUACACGAAGGAAGUCACCAUCAUCCUCAUUCGCGAGUUCCAGACGUCAGACGAAGAGAUGAAGAAGAUCGUGCUCAAAGUAGUUCAGCAGUGCGCUGCGACCGAGGGUGUCACUCCAUCAUACAUCAAACACGACAUUCUCCCCGACUUUUUCCGCUCGUUCUGGGUCCGUCGGAUGGCGCUGGAUCGCAGGAACUACCGCCAAGUUGUCGAGACCACCGUCGAGCUUGCCGAGAAAGCUGGCGUCGCGGAAAUCGUUGGCCGGAUCGUCAAUGAGCUCAAGGACGAAGCUGAGCCCUACCGAAAGAUGGUGAUGGAGACAAUCACCAAAGUGGUCGAGAAGCUGGGGGCGUCGGACAUUGACGAGCGACUGGAGGUCCGGCUCAUCGAUGGGAUCAUCUACUCGUUCCAGGAGCAGACCACUGAAGACCAAGUCAUGCUGGAUGGGUUCGGGACAGUCGUCAACGCCCUGGGCAUCCGUGUUAAGCCGUAUCUGACCCAGAUCGUGUCUACCAUCCUUUGGCGACUCAACAACAAGAGCGCCAAGGUCCGACAACAGGCUGCCGAUCUGACGACGCGUCUCGCCAUCGUCAUCAAACAGUGCGGCGAGGACCAGUUACUGAGCAAACUCGGUCUCGUGCUCUUCGAACAACUUGGAGAGGAGUACCCCGACACGCUCGGCAGCAUCAUCGCAGCCGAAGGUGCCAUCGCGAAUGUUGUUGGUAUGACUCAAAUGAACCCGCCUGUGAAGGAUCUACUGCCUCGAAUGACCCCUAUCUUGCGUAAUCGACACGAAAAAGUGCAAGAGGCCUCUAUCAAUCUGAUUGGUCGUAUCGCUGAUCGCGGUGCUGAAUUCGUUCCUGCUCGAGAGUGGAUGCGGAUCUGCUUUGAGCUGCUCGACCUGUUGAAAGCCCACAAAAAGGGUAUCCGACGAGCUGCAGUCAACUCCUUUGGGUACAUCGCGAAGAGCUUGGGUCCUCAGGACGUCCUCUCCGUGUUGCUGACCAAUCUGCGUGUCCAAGAACGUCAGAGUCGGGUCUGCAGUACCGUAGCCAUCGCCAUCGUUGCCGAAACAUGUGGUCCUUUCACGUGCAUUCCCGCCAUCCUGAAUGAAUACCGGACCGCAGAGCUGAAUGUCCGGACCGGCUGUUUGAAAGCGCUGUCUUUCGUGUUUGAGUAUGUGGGCCCGCAGUCAGCCUACUACUGUGACUCUGUCGUGACGAUGCUCGAGGACGCUUUGACCGACCGUGACUUGGUCCAUCGACAGACCGCCAGCACGAUCGUCAAGCAUCUCGCUCUCGGUGUCGCCGGCCUAGGCUGCGAAGAUUCCAUGCUGCAUCUGAUGAACCUCGUCUGGCCCAACUGCUUUGAGACCUCGCCCCACGUCAUUGGCGCUGUCAUGGAUGCCAUCGAGGCUAUGCGAGUCACGCUGGGCCCCGGGAUCCUGCUCAGCUAUGUUCUGCAGGGUCUUUUCCAUCCCGCUCGCAAGGUCAGAGAGGUGUACUGGAGGAUUUACAACGCCUUGUACCUCGGCGCGGCCGAUGCCAUGGUCCCCUUUUUCCCCGAUCUCAGCGAGUUGAGCGAGGGAACUAACAGCUACGAUAAACACGCCUUGCAAAUGUUCAUUUAAUGUGUAUAUGUAUCUUGUGCGGCUCCUUCAUUGUACAUACAAUGAUAUACAUGAUGCUUCUGAAUAUGCUCUUACUAGUGGGGGUUGAUCACGUGAAUCCACGCCUCUUGCCCUUGACGGCCGACACGACAUUGAGCCAUCGCAGACCCCGGCACGACUUCUUUUUCACGUCACCUCUUCCCUCAGGUCGAUCUCGCCUACUCUCUCGGGCUAGCUCCCAGGCAUGGUCUAUCACAACCUCAAAGCGCUCAUCAAGGGCAUCCGUGCCUGCAAGACAGUCGCAGAUGAGCGCGCGCUCAUCCAGCAAGAGUCCGCAGCCAUAAGAACAUCCUUCAAGGAGGAAGACUCGUUCGCGCGACACAACAACAUCGCAAAGCUCCUGUAUAUCCACAUGCUCGGGUCGCCGGCGCACUUUGGCCAAAUCGAAUGCCUGAAGCUCGUCGCGAGCCCGCGUUUUGCAGACAAGCGGCUCGGAUAUCUCGGAAUCAUGCUCUUGCUCGACGAGAGCCAGGAGACGCUGACCUUGGUCACCAAUUCGCUCAAAAACGACAUGAACCACUCGAAUAUGUACGCGGUCGGCCUCGCACUAUGCACCUUUGCCAACAUUGCGUCGGAAGAGAUGUCGCGGGAUCUAGCCAAUGAGAUUGAGAAGCUGUUGGGCUCCAGCAACACCUACAUUCGCAAGAAGGCUGCUCUCUGUGCGCUGCGCGUGAUCAAGAAAGUACCCGAACUGGCGGACCAUUUCACCGCGAAGGCCAAGAACUUGCUUACUGACCGCAACCACGGUGUUCUCCUCUCCUCCAUCACACUGGUGACGGAAAUGUGUCUGAUAGAGACUACCAUCCGGGAUGAGUUCCGAAACGCCGUUCCUCUGCUGGUCCGGAAUCUGAAAUCGCUCGUGACGACUGGGUACAGCCCCGAGCACGAUGUGUCGGGCAUCACCGAUCCCUUCUUGCAGGUCAAGAUCCUGCGUUUGCUCAGGCUGCUCGGACAAGGCGAUGAGAAGGCUAGCGAAGCGAUGAACGAUAUCCUGGCCCAAGUUGCGACUAAUACUGACUCGACGAAGAACGUCGGAAACUCGAUCCUGUACGAAACUGUGUUGACUGUGCUGGACAUCGAAGCGGACACGGGUUUGCGGGUGAUGGCGAUCAACAUCUUGGGCAAGUUCUUGAGCAAUCGCGACAACAACAUCCGUUACGUGGCCCUCAACACGCUGAACAAGGUGGUUUCGAUGGACACCAACGCCGUGCAGCGUCACCGGAACAUCAUUCUCGACUGUCUUCGCGACGGCGACAUUUCAAUCCGCCGACGAGCGCUGGAGUUGUCCUACGCCCUCAUCAACGAACAGAACGUCCGUGUGCUCGUGCGCGAGCUGCUCGCCUUUCUCGAGGUGGCCGACGACGAAUUCAAGCUGGGCAUGACCACCCAGAUCUCGUUGGCAGCCGAACGGUUCGCGCCCAACAAGCGGUGGCAUAUCGACACUGUGUUGCGCUUCCUCCGGCUGGCCGGCAACUUUGUUCGCGAGGAGAUUCUCUCUGCGUUCAUUCGACUGGUUGCGCACACGCCUGAGCUGCAGGCUUACACCGCGUCGAAGCUGUACACGGCGUUGACUGCAGAUAUCUCUCAGGAGUCUCUGACUCUCGCUGCGACCUGGGUGAUUGCCGAGUACAGCGAGCUCUUGCUCGAAGGUGGCAUCGUGGAAGAGGAAACCCACAAAUCCGUCUCUGACAAGGAUCUGAUUGACCUGCUCGUGUCGAUUCUGGACUCGCCUUACGCCAACCAGCUCACGCGACAAUUUGUCUUGACCGCUGUGACCAAGAUAUCCUCUCGUCCGACAGUCACUGUGGCGCAGCAAGACCGCAUCUCGGAAUUGCUGGCGCAGUAUGCAACGAGCCCAGAACUCGAGCUCCAGCAACGGGCAGUUGAGUUUGUGAGUCUCUUCAAUCUGGGCGGAGACAUGAAAGAGGGUGUUCUCGAGAAGAUGCCACCGCCAGAACUGAAGGUGACUGUGAUCGGAGUUGGCAAUGAACAGAAGCCAGUCGGCUCGACAAGAUCAACUGCUGUCGACGAUCUCAUCGGUUCCGCCGACGAUCUGGUGCAAAGCCCGGUCAACGGCAGCGCUUCAGCUCAGAACAACGCUGACCUCUUGCGCGAUAUAUUCGGCAGUGUAUCAGAUCAACCUGCAGCCGCACCAGCCGCAGCCCCUCGCUCCACUGUGGACGAUAUCAUGGGGCUGUUCGGUUCUCCGCCUGUGACUGCUCAAGCUGCUCCUCCGCCUGCCCCCGCUCCGACAUCAGACCCGAUGUCGAUCUUCAAUUUGGCAGCCGCGCAGCCGGCUCAGCCACCUCCGCCACCAGCUGCGCCGCGGCUGACGUCGUAUACGGCGUACGAGAAGAACGAGCUGAAGAUCACGUUGACGCCGCAGACGUCGCCGACUCAGCCGGGGACUGUGAUGAUCAUGGCGCGCUUCCAGGUCACAGGCAGUAAUGACGCAACGGGAAUCAGCUUCCAGGCCGCCGUUCCAAAGUCGCAACAACUCCAAAUGCUGCCCAUGUCCAACACAGACGUGAAGCCAGGAGCCGCCGAAACUCAGCGCAUGAAAGUCGUUGCACCAGUCGGGAGCGCCGUGCGACUGCGACUGCGAAUAUCGUUCUCGAUUGCUGGGAAUGCGGUGCAGGAGCAAGUAGACUUUUCAGGCUUCCCGCCAAAUUUGACGACGGCGGGGACGUGAUAUUAUUUGAUUUUCCUUCUCUCCAUAUCGUGAGCCUGUGAAGUCGUGAGUCUAGUGGAUUGCGACACACCAAUACGACUGAGAAAUGAGAUCUCGAGGGACCAUGAUGUCGCGACUACGAGUGUAUUGGAUCGCUUUCUUGUAGUGGUCCAUCCGGUCCUGGGCAUUUUUGGAAUAUUUUGAUCCAUGCAGUGAACAUACUUGCACAGAUGGUGGCUUUCCUACAGUAGAUGGCUCUAAAUCCGUGGGCAGACUUGGCCGAAACUAACCCGUAGCUGUUGGUAAGGUAAGUUACCUUACCUUAGAUUCGUUGAAGUGCCCCGGGCCGGCAGUCGUGUUGAUGCCCGGAAGGACCGACAUACUGCAAGUAAGCGCUCUGUGCUGUGCCACAGUCCGGAUUUGUGUCUUGUCUUCUCCCAACUACUCAUCGGCCGAUGAAGCUGUCCGCCAAGUUGGGUCUCCUGACCGAUCUCAGAGCCGCGUUCGCGGUUGCUUUCAUCCCGACCCUCAAGCACCUAUGGGCAAACCCGCUGCUGCUCUUACGCCCUGCUACUCUGUCGAGAUUCUUCAUGAAUCAAGUCUGGACGGCGUUUGGCGCGCCCACAGAUGAGAUGGGUCGACCGGUCAAGCAGGAUCUCAUCUCACCGUAUGCGAAGGGGGGCGUGCUUGACAUUGGCGCAGGCCACGGCCAUACCAUCGACUACCUUGACCGCACCGCCGUGGAUGUCUAUAUUGCCCUGGAGCCGAAUGCACUAAUGCACGAGCACAUCCGAGCACGAGCCAAUGCCGCCGGCUUCCACGAGGAAAACGGAAAGCUUCUCAUUCUCCGGGGCUGUGGCGCUGAGAAUAUCAAUGUCAUCCGUGAACAACUCGACACUGCUGGGACAAAAGUCGACACAAUGAUAUCAAUAUUGACGCUCUGCAGUAUCCCUGACCCACAAGAAACUCUCCACCGGCUGGUGGCUGAGGUUCUUGUUCCGGGAGGCCAGUUUCUCUUCUAUGAGCAUGUGCUCAGCCCCCUGCCCGAGGUCGCCUGGUGGCAGCGGUUUUGGACUCCGAUAUGGCAGUUUGGAUUCGACGGAUGUCGUCUCGACCGGCCUACUCAUCUGUGGAUAGAAAACAUGCCAGGUCCGGAGGGCAGGGGCAUGUGGAAGGAUGGGAAAGUCUGGGGGAAAGACGGGGAACCUGACGAGCAUCUCUUCUGGCAUAGAGCAGGGAGAUUUAUCAAACACUCGGGCUCGUGAAUAUACUUUAUUCCAAGCCGUUUGUCCGAGCGAUCACUCUCUUGCAUCUCGAAUUUCCACUGGGUAAUCAAUUGAAGUCCAACAGCAACGAUAUCGACAUUUCAAUCAGCCCGGUUGCCCAUAGUUUGUGUCCUCUCGAGCGUGAUGGCUGGGCAGAAGGCCUGAUCAUGUCACGUGUGCGCGCUUUAUCGAUUCCCUGCUUCAUUUCAUUUGCACUGCAUUGCGCAGAGUACAUAGUCAUUCUAUUCCGCAGACCAUCCAACAUCCUUCUUCUAUUUCCACCACAUCCAUGGCUCAGAACCCUAACGAAGAUACAGAGUGGAAUGACAUUCUGCGGAAACACGGUAUCAUCGCACCAAAGACCCCACCUCCUCGCACCCCGUCUCCUCCCGCACCGCUCACUCUUGACGAGCUUCUCGAGGACUUUACCCCCGAAGAGCUGGGGGAACUGGCUGAUGAUACGCACAACGAAGAAGAUCUGCGCCGCAUCGAAGAGAUGCGCAGCCAGAGGCUGGAAGAGGAGCGCACGGCGAACAAGCAUGCCAGGUUUGGGCGCGUGUAUCCUAUCGGGCGAGAAGACUACACGAGAGAGGUCACCGACGCAAGUUUAGAGGAGGAUCCAGCAGAUGUGGCAGCCCUCGCGGAGGACGACGAGGAUGAAGACGACGACGACAAACCCAAACGUCUCGGGGGGACUCCGGUCGUGUGCAUACUGUACAAACCUGGGCUACCGCGUUCGGACGCGUUCCUCACGCAGGUGAACGCUCUUGCGGCUCGUUAUCCGCGCACGAAAUUCGUCUCCAUCGUCGGCGACAAAUGCAUACCCGAUCUUCCGGACGCUCGGGUGCCCAUGUUCAUCGUGUAUCGCAGAGGGAAUCUAAUACAUCAGGUGAUGGCAUGGGGCAAGGAUCGACCGCGGAGACCAGAAGAAUUCGAAGCGUUGCUUCUCGUUGUUGGGGCACUUCAUCCUCCCGACCGUCUGCCACCUCCUGCGGAACGCGAAUCAGAUGACGAGUCAGAAGAAGAGGACGGGCUUCCCCGUCGUUCGGCCGGUGCAUUGACCAACGGAAAGCGCGAGAAAAAUAUCCGAAAGCGGGAAGAUGAUGACGACGACGAUUUCGA
Molecule: messenger RNA, 9738 nt
Organism: Mycena citricolor
Lineage: Eukaryota; Fungi; Basidiomycota; Agaricomycetes; Agaricales; Mycenaceae
Source: the annotation of a GenBank genome assembly